Eleginops maclovinus (Patagonian blennie) is the source of this 6188-nucleotide messenger RNA. It is a transcript of the gene mark4b, whose product is annotated as MAP/microtubule affinity-regulating kinase 4b. The transcript is spliced from 16 exons. The record is from RefSeq and is a predicted model, not a curated record. Gene Ontology annotation, molecular function: protein serine/threonine kinase activity; ATP binding; protein binding. Gene Ontology annotation, cellular component: cytoplasm. The coding region runs from base 953 to 3079 and encodes 708 amino acids. Gene Ontology annotation, biological process: microtubule cytoskeleton organization; protein phosphorylation; intracellular signal transduction. NCBI's taxonomy places the organism in Eukaryota, Metazoa, Chordata, Actinopteri, Perciformes, Eleginopidae.
UGACGUCCAUCUCCCUCCCUCUUUCUCUCACACUGGGUUUUUCGGGAGGCGAAGGGGGGGUUCCGUUUUCUAUGGUCUUCGCUCAAAAACACAUAUUUCCGGGGACACAUAUCUGCGUGUUCAGCUGCUCAACCCGGCGACUUUUAAUUCACCGCUGAAGCAGUUGGAGCUAAACCGAAUGAGAGGUGCUAAGGACGGAAUGAGGUGAGAAGAAGAGCCGGAGACUGACUGGAAGGCUGCACAUCCGCCGCUUUCUUUCAGUUCAACCGCAAUCGGUUUCCCCAGGCUCUGUACAUCUCCUGCUUCUCGAAAUGUGGUCUCAGACGGUUCCUGCUUAUGUUUCCGUGACUGCUCCUCCCUGGGAGCCGCCGUGUUGACGUUUGUCACCCAGAAAAUAUUCACUAGCCAACAGGAAAACAGAUACUCCCCCUUUUUUUCUCAACUCAACCCGUGGUGGUCGCACAGAGCCCACUGUUGUUUCUCUUGUUUCUUUUUAAAUCAGUUGAAUCGAUGGUUGAGUUUUCUUCUGCUUUCACAACAACACCGAUGCAGCUGAAAGUAAACCGAUUACCACCGGGAUUGUUUUAUUAACGAGCCAGCAAAUGUCCACCGAAAUGGUCCGAUAACGCCUGGGAAGGUUGGGGGAAAGUGUGAAGCUAAGAGGGGGGUUAGUCUGGGCUGUGUUUUCUUCAGAUCAGGCUACCAACCACAACACACAGUCAUGAGUUGGAUGUAGAUUUUUUUUUAACGCAUCAAUUAAAGCUGGAUCACUGUCUUGGUGAUCCGUGCUGCCUUCAAGGACUAUGACAAUGAGGAUUGUAUGAGGCUGUUUUCUUCUGGAGUGACUGACAACCAGGAUAAUCUGGGGUGUGUUUUUAACCCAGUGUGAACACAAUCCUACAGCCCAUUUAUUUAUUUUCUCUCGGAGGACGAGGCGCACUCAGGGACGAACAUGUCUUUACGCACGGCACUGCCUGGGAAAGAUCGGAACCCGGACCAUCAUGCCUCCCUGUCGGCCAGCCGCUCAGAGAAGGGUACCGGUUGGUCGAGCCGCUCACUUGGUGCUCGAUAUCGUAACUCCAUCGCCUUGUGCUCAGAUGAGCAGCCGCACAUCGGAAACUACCGGCUGCUCAAAACCAUUGGCAAGGGCAACUUCGCGAAGGUCAAACUGGCACGACACAUCCUGACCGGCAGAGAGGUUGCAAUAAAGAUCAUCGAUAAAACCCAACUCAACCCAACCAGCCUGCAGAAGCUGUUUCGAGAGGUACGCAUCAUGAAAACUCUGAACCAUCCCAACAUAGUGAAGUUGUUCGAGGUGAUUGAGACUGAUAAGACUCUUUACCUGAUUAUGGAGUACGCUAGCGGAGGCGAAGUGUUCGACUACCUCGUGGCUCACGGCAGAAUGAAGGAGAAAGAGGCCAGAGCCAAGUUCAGACAGAUUGUGUCUGCGGUGCACUACUGUCAUCUGAAGAACAUUGUUCACAGAGACUUGAAGGCGGAGAACUUGCUACUAGAUGCCGACUCCAACAUCAAGAUAGCCGACUUUGGCUUCAGCAAUGAGUUCACUGCAGGCAGUAAACUGGACACGUUCUGCGGCUCCCCGCCUUACGCAGCCCCGGAGCUCUUCCAGGGGAAGAAGUACGACGGUCCGGAGGUGGACAUCUGGAGCCUAGGGGUCAUCCUUUACACACUGGUCAGCGGGUCCUUGCCGUUUGACGGACAGAACCUCAAGGAACUGCGGGAGCGUGUUUUGAGGGGGAAAUACCGCGUGCCCUUCUACAUGUCUACAGACUGCGAGGGAAUCCUGCGCCGCUUCCUGGUCCUCAACCCUUCCAAGCGCUGCUCGCUGGACCAAAUAAUGAAAGACAAGUGGAUUAAUAUCGGCUUUGAAGGUGAGGAUCUAGUGCCCCACACAGAGCCUGAGGAGGACCUGAACAAUACCAGCCGCAUCGAUGUGAUGGUAGGGAUGGGUUUCGCCAGAGAGGAGAUCAGAGAGUCGCUUUCUACUCAAAAGUACAAUGAGGUCACGGCCACAUACCUGCUGCUGGGACGCAAGAAUGACACGGAGGUCAGUGAGUCUCGCUCUGCCAGCAGUCUGAGUCUAGCUCGAGUCCGACCCAGCACCAUUACCAACGGUACCAGCAAACACACCACAUCCUCCUCUGCUGCACCAUCUUCCUCCUCCUCUGCCCACAAGCCUCAGCGCAGCGCCUCCACCUACCACCGCCAGAGACGGCACUCUGACUUCUGUGGUCCAGCGGUUCCAGUUUCGACGCACCCCAAGCGGAGUCCCAGUGGUGUAGGCGAAGGGGCGGGGCUUAAGGAUGAGCGUCUGUCGAGCCGCAAGCCAAGCACGAGCACGAUUGGAUCUCGUAGCAUCCCGACCCCCUCCAGCCCCAUGGUUAGCUCUGCUCAUAACCCCAACAAAGCCGAGAUACCCGACCGGCGCAAGGAAGUUCCCACAACCCCAAAUAACAUCCCUGCCAGUGCCAUGACUCGAAGGAACACAUACGUGUGUACAGACCGGUCCAGCACCGACAGGAACACACUGCUGCAAAAUGGCAAGGAGAACAGUUCCAUAUCCCACCGCCUGCCCCCCUCCUCCCCCUCCACCCACAGCAUCGCCGGUGCAUCCGGAGUGUCCUCCUCCUCGUCCUCCACGCCCUCCUCCCGCCUCUCUAGGGGGUCCACGGUGAGGAGCACUUUCCACGGAGGGCAGAUCAGAGACCGCCGCCCUCCCUCCCAUGCUCCCCCUGCUUCCCCAACGCCGUCCCAUGAUGCCAGCCCACUGCCCCACGCCAGGACCCGGACCACCACCAACCUGCUCAGCAAACUCACCUCCAAGCUGACCCGCAGGGUCACUCUUGACCCUUCUAAACGUCAGAGCUCAAACAAGUCCAUGUCGGGCUGCACCCUCCCACAGGGGACAAAAACAGUUAGUAAGUCUUCCUUUCCCAUGUUAUCUGGCUGCUUCUGUCUGUCUGACUGUCUGUCUGCUUGCCAGUGGCCCCCGUCGCCCCCUCUCCUCUCAUCGCUGUCUGUGGCGUGCUGGAGUUCAGUUACACAAACAAUCAUCUGAGGCACGGCUUCUUUACAGGCAGACGUUUAAUCAGGCAGAUAAAUUCAACCUGCUCCAAGAAAAACCAUCUGAUCUGAUGUGAACAACUUUUAUUUCCACAUGAAGCUUUGUGAUCAGAAGUUAUUUCCUUUCCUUUCAUUUUGUCAAGAAAUUGACAAUGUAAAUUAAAUCUUUCAUUCCAGUGUUUUUUAUUCCAGUGUUAUUCUCUCUAUGAAUACACUAAAAUAAAUAUCAGUUUAGAGGUUGCGAGCAUUUUCAUUUAUAGCCUAACUAUAGAUUUUUAUUUCUAUUGAUUACAUUUACGCUUCAGGAAUCAUACAGGUGUCUUUUGAAUUUUUUGCGAUAAUCCAAUGUAGGAAUCCCACUGGCUUUUUGUCGAACCAGGGCAAUGCUAAUUUCUGGCUCGGCCUUCAAUCAUUCCUGCAUCUUUAUCACAGUAUGAGCAUUAUACAGAAUGCUUUGAAGGGUUUAAUCGCCCUAUGAUUGAACGAUGUUUGAACUUUGACUUUUAAACUUGAGUUUAAAAUCCAGCUUUUUCUGGAGAUCUGGGACUGAGGUCCUCACAGUUUCCUGUAGAGCAGCUCCACCUCAACUCUGGAUGUUUAUGUGACUAAAGCUCUAAUCAGCAUCUGUGUUUCUGAGUGUGUGUCUGUCUGGACUGCUUGUUCUCUGCUGGCUUUAUCUUCCUUUACCUGCCUCAAACAAUAACACAGAAUCAUAUCGCUUCUCUCGGGCAACAAGGGCUGAUUUUGUCCCUACUAGAAGACAAGUCAAUUUGAAUAUGAGCGGUUUCUCACCCUGCUAGUCUUAAAACUCAUUUCUUAAAAUAGACAUCCCUCUAAAGGUGUGUGUGUGUGUGUGUGUGUGUGUGUGUGUGUGUGUGUGUGUGUGUGUGUGUGUGUGUGUGUGUGUGUGUGUGUGUGUGUGUGUGUGUGUGUGUGUGUGUGUGUGUGUGUGUGUGUGUGUGUGUGUGUGUAAAGGUGUAAAAGGAAACAAUGGUUUACCCUGCAUCCCUGUAGCUACCUACCUGUGACUAUACGAGUACAGAGCAUGUGUGUGAGCCCUCUGCAGGAACAGAAUGCUGCUAAGCACCCUGCACCAGUCAUCCCGACUGACCCAGCGUCACAGCCGUUUAAAUCAGGAUUAGUUAUGCAACCAGGAUUUAUCCUUUUCUUAAACUGGGAUCUUCACAGCUCUCCCUGAAGAUACGAGCAGAUUGUUCUAGUACUCUGCUGCUAGCUUCUCUCACUCUUCCUUCUCUCACUUUCAGCUCAGAUAAUCCCUAACUCAAUGCAGUGUGAGAGAAUAGAGUUGAGUCUGUCACUACAUACUCUCAUAGAUUUUCUUCUGAUUUAAAGAUAUGAUACCACUAGUGCUGCUCAGGGUCACCUUGGCAUUGGUUUCCUUGCUUUCUUGACCCAGCCAAAAAUGGCAAAUGUCCUAUUAUAAAAUUCAACACGUCCAAAACAUUCAGUGUUGAAUACAGGAAUAAACUGAUAUAAGAUUUCAAAAUAUUUGAACAGCUAUUUGUCGAGCAGCUUUUAAGUGUUAGUAGUCAAAUAUUACCAACAUAUUUGCUGUAAUUUAUUAUUAUUCCUGAUCCAAAAGGAAUUGCCAUCAACAUGUUUGCUGGGUAAUUGUUUUAUUUAUAAUAAUUUAUAAAUUAUAAUAAUUGUCCCAUUGAUUGACUUUGUGGAUUGUCAGGGAUUUUUCCAUGUAGUUUAAAAGCGGUGACAGUUCAAACAUCGGAGCCAGGUCACAUUAGAGACAUUUUCACUAAGUCCUUCUUUUUUAUGUUAUUUGACGGCUCUAUUCUCCAGACCACCACCAGUUCCGGGAAUAGAGUUCAGGUUGCCAGGUUGUGUGUGACAGAAUUAGAGUUGAGCUGCAGAAAAUGGCAACAGUAGCCCCUGGUGGCCAUGGAAGGGAAGUGCAAUAAGAAGCCUCAGACUACCUGCAGCCUGCUGGGUUUAGUAAACAGUUCUUUAGAAGAAACUUUAACACAACCCUACAGCAGUCAUAAGCUCAUACAUCCUGGAUUUAUGUAGCCUUAAGUGUGGCAUGUGAAAUGCAUAAUCCAUUCUGUAAAUUGUUAGGAAAGUCAUGGCUACACACCGUGUGAUUAGAAGAUUAGACCUGUCAGCAUGGCCCUCAAGAAAGGGCCCAAAAGGAACAUCCCGGGGGAUUUUAAAAUGUAGGGAGGGUAACAAAAAAAGUGCCUGAAUACAUUGCAGUGAAUAAGAAGGAGCAUAACUCAAACCAAAACAAUACAGAAUGUGUACUAUAAGCAGAACAUCGAGUAACCCUCAGGUUCAUGAGGGUAGAAACUUGAGGAAGCAGGGGAACCACAUCAUAAAUGAUUCAACAGCACUUCUUUUUUAUAAAUUGUAUUGGAAAAGGGGACAUUACCCAUCAUUGUACCAUAAACCAUACAGAAUAAAACCAUUUGUCACUGAAAACGCGUCAAACACAGUUUUGAAAUGCAGGCACGAAGACUAAAUAAACCCGCUCCUAUCCAAAAUAUUUUCUGAUCAGACAAAGAGCUAAAUUGUACAGUAUGAUAUUUAAUUUAAACUUGGCAACCCUGUGUGCAUCAUACUGUACCAGCCAUGACUAGCUGAUAUAACAGUGUGUUCCUAUCACAGACCUGGGAGGUACAGAAAGAAAUAGAGUUAUGGAAAGAGGCGCUGUAGUAUCCGAAACCAUGCCGUACAAAUGUUAGUCCCACAUCAUCAUCUUAGCCUAGACAGCAAUUACCACAGACAACAGUACAAUGAUGGUCUAAAUGAGUCUGGUAUUCUCUUCUAACACACAAGUUGUGCUUUAAUAAGCAUCAGAUUUGUACACACAUGAGUCCGGCCCCCGCUCAUCUGUUUGUUGGUGACUUUGACAUUUUGUUGUUUGACAUUCAUCUGAUGCUCCCGUGUGGUGAGUGUAGUUGGUGAUGACUCAUCUGUGGUUUGAAGACCAGUUGUUGUGUUCUGUGUUGUGACUGUUGUGGAUUGCCUGAUGUAGCCAUGCAGCUAUUGGAUGCAUUAAAACAGGAAGUGGGGGGAAGGAUUGAUUUCAAUGGGUGAUAGACCUAUUGAUUCCUAACGGAUACGUUUCU